Messenger RNA from Hyalella azteca, 588 nucleotides. RefSeq lists its product as uncharacterized. The record is from RefSeq and is a predicted model, not a curated record. The transcript is spliced from 3 exons. Lineage: Eukaryota; Metazoa; Arthropoda; Malacostraca; Amphipoda; Hyalellidae. Bases 1 to 588 code for a protein of 195 amino acids.
AUGUGUUAUUUCGUGGGAGUUUUGGUGGGCAACGCCUCGAUUGUGGACUUCGGUGCCGGUCUCGGCCAGUACGGCAUGUGUUUCCUGCGUAAAAGUCAAGCUGAAUAUCGACUGGACGAUAAACAACAAAAGGAAUACAUCGCCGACAUAAAGAACGAUCUUCAUGACAUUCAAAAGAAGCCUCAAAUUGUAUAUUCAUGGCAUGGCUAUGACGGGGGCUUCGCCAUCGAGGAGGUGAGCGGCGGCUUCAUCGCGCACGCCGACCUCAGCGAGGAGGGCCUCUGGCUCGGCAGGAAGUGGGACUGGGUGAUGAGCAUCGAGGUUGGGGAGCACAUCGAUCCUAAACAUGAAGGCCAUUUCCUCGAUAACCUCGUGCGGCAUGCAUGUGCAGGCAUGCCGCACGAGGCUAUCGAGGAAAUGGCCUUCAUGUUUAGGAUCGAUGUGCUCCCCAACCUCGGUGCUCCUCACCCAGUCCCACUUCCUGCCGAGCCAGAGGCCCUCCUCGCUGAGGUCGGCGUGCGCGAUGAAGCCGCCGCUCACCUCCUCGAUGGCGAAGCCCCCGUCAUAGCCUUCAUUAGAGAAAAAUAG